AUGAUUCCACCCUGUGAUCCAGACAUCCUCGAAAACAAUCCGCAAUUUCGAAAACUUUACCAACAAUUGACAACCGCUGUGCUCAAUGCUGAUGGCUCGACCCGGGCAAAUGAUGAGCAGCCGGACAGAAAAGCGGUACUGGAAGAAUUAAGGAGCUGUCAAGUGCGCCGCGCCGCGAAACGAAUAAAGAGGCAGACGCUGAGACAGCUGGCUUUCGAUGUUGAUAGUGGGUUACCAGAUGAUUAUCGAGACCCUGUGGCCGUGAUCAUCCUCUAUCUCGAAUCGUCGCCGGAGCAGCUUGACGGUGACCACAAGGACGACCACGAUGGCGCACAAGCACUUUCCCUCCUGUCUUCAGACGUCGACGCCUUCUAUUCUAUAAUCCCUGCGCUUGUCCUGCCUUUUUCCAAUGCCCUCUCGUCCGCCGUCGAAGACCUCCGAGCCAUAGCAAACGUUGGAAGAAGCCCAGAUUGUGCCCCAUCUGUGCCCUCAUCCGCGGCAUCACACACAUCUACGGUGACUACGCGUGCUCGGGCGCGGACGAAAUUUAACAAACCCAAGGCAAAAGCGCAGGCUCCGCUUGCAUCGCAGCUCAGGGAGCGAAUACAGACACUGCGCCAAAUGCAGUUGGCGGAAUUACCGGCGGCUCGGACGAAGAUGGCGACGACAGCGGCGGAGGUCCUCGCGACCCGCGCUGAGAUACUGGAGCAGACGGUGGUGUUACUUGAGCGCGCGAAGCAUGGGGCGCUUUCGCGCGCUACAAAGGCGAAGGCGGAGCAUCUUUCUAUGGUUGCACAGGGCGCUGAGGCGAAGUUAAGUAUUAUGAAAUAUGACAUUGCGGGAACGAUCUAUACGCCUGAGGUCAUUGCGGCUUUGACCCGGUAUCGCCAGCACCUCCAGGAAACUCGAAAGCGACUAGAGGAGAAAGAGAAAAGAACACUCGCGGAAUUGGAAGCCUACGAGGGUGUGGACUCUGCCGGCAUUGAUAGCAGUCGUCCAUCUAGAGGCAUACAACACUUUGAAUCCGGCCCAAUGAAGGAGAUCGCCCGGCGGUAUGGGUCAUUGAUCAAAGAAAUUGAAGCUGUGAAGUUGGAAAUAAGAAGGCUGAAUGGCUAG
Messenger RNA from Aspergillus clavatus NRRL 1, 1116 nucleotides. RefSeq lists its product as uncharacterized. The record is from RefSeq and is a predicted model, not a curated record. The transcript has 4 exons. Bases 1 to 1116 code for a protein of 371 amino acids. Lineage: Eukaryota; Fungi; Ascomycota; Eurotiomycetes; Eurotiales; Aspergillaceae.